Messenger RNA from Porites evermanni, 3694 nucleotides. The record is from the annotation of a GenBank genome assembly. Lineage: Eukaryota; Metazoa; Cnidaria; Anthozoa; Scleractinia; Poritidae.
AUGAAUAUUGAACCCCUCGGGUACACAGCCAAGUCAGCUCAUGUCCAAGGUGUAGUCUCCGGGUAAUCCAUCGACAAAAGUGUUCGUUAGAAAAAAAUCACGCAAAAAAAAAAAACCAACAAAGGUGAUAUAAUCCCGUUUUUAGUGUGUGGCUUGAAGGGUAGUUAACCCAUAUUUUUUGGUCCUUCAUUGAGUGUAUUUAAUAGUUCUGAAGUUCAAAAAUGUGUCCUCGAAAUAACUUGUUUCAAUUUUGGACAUCGAGAAAAUGGGGUCCGAGCCAAGCUGAUGAUGUCUCAUGACAUCAGUUGAUUUGAUUACCUUUUGCCGAUGUUUUCGAUUCAAGUCAUUUCUUCAGUUGCAUUUUCCUUGUUUGUUCUGUGGCCCAAAAAUGUCCAUUGAUUCAGAAUUAAGUAAUUUAACUGGCUCUAAGGAAAGUACCGAUAUAGGCCAAGAUUCUAAAGAUAAUUCUGGGAGUCGUUCGUAAUGUGAAAUUUUGCAGUAGCAAUUAACCAAUUCUAAAACAGAAAAGUGAUUUACACUCGACCUGUAAUUGGUUAAUAUAUGUCACGUGAUGGUCAGCACGCCCUGUGAUUGGCUAGAGCAAUAGAGGAUAAUAGGACUCUAGCCGUCAGAGUGAUUACCAAGCACGACCACCGCGGUGUUUUGACAUGACGACUUCUACCUAUGCAAACAUUGCUAAUCUCGCUCCUAACUCAGAAAUGUCAGCCGCUAGAAAUCUCCUGGUUUCUUCGUGGAAGAGAAAGGCUCUUGUUGCAGGUCGUGAGGCUAAACCAUCUCAAGACCCAAUGAUGGGACAGAGAAUUAACUCUGCGGUGAAAAUUCAAGUGCUAUAGAUAGCCCUGAGCGUUUGCCCUAGCAAAGGGAAUUAGGAGAAUGACAUGAAGUAAAGACAAAAAAGACUUUUCAAAUCGGUGGGAUUCGAAACACACGACCUCCGGAUUAGAUCUAUCGUCAGUUGCUCUGCCGAAAAUGCCACGAAGCCUCGCUCCCAGGGUUUUUCCCUUUCCUUAGGAAAAAGCCCUGGAUGGAAGGAAUGAAGACAGAGCUGCGAGUAACAUGUACUCUUCACAUGCUUUCCUUGUCAACCCAUGACCGUGUCAUAGAGUCCAGCAUGCCGUUUAACAGUUUUGUUAAGGUAGAAGUAGGCACUGAGACAGUUAUCGAAAACACUGAGACAGUUAGUCCGCUUCAAGCUUAGCCCUCUGAUCAUGAAGUUCAGCCCUUCGCCAUUCAACACUUUUUUCCAAAACCUUUUCUGAAAUUUUAAAAACUGAGAAAUAAGAUUUUUCGCGAGUUUCUUUCAGGUUUCAGAACAUUCUGUUUUUUGAAAGGAAUCACAGUCAAAUGCCUCACAUGUUAUGCCACGGAUAAUGUGUUUUUGUUUAUAGUUAGUAACUACAAGGACAAGUGUGUCUGUACUUUUUUUUCCUCUUUCGAAAGCUCUGUCUUGGAAUAUCACAGCAGGGGGAAAACACGAAAACACUGAACCUCAAACAACUGCCUAAACAUACAACAUACAACACAGAACAUAAACUAAAACCUAUAUAUAUACAAAGUUACUUCAUCAUCACGAUACAGCCAUUGCAUACUGUUUGUUAACGUUUCGGCGCUAAAUCAGGUUCAAAAUAUUGGUGCCGUGAAAAUUCAAACGUCAGCAUCACACGGACUUUGACCCUCCAGAAACUGAAAGUUAAGUUGAUUUUUUUUCUGCGUAUUUACUUUGGAGAUAGUGUUAAGGGCCGGAAACUGAAGACUUCAGUUCCACUAAAAUCAAAAUGACGUCAGGUAGGUCAAAUUCUCGUAGACGGAUUUAUACUCCCGUCUCUCGUCGAAGUACUGAUAUUGCUGCGUAUAGUUUUAGAGCGGUUUUCAUUUGAGUGUCGAAAAGUAAUUGGUUUUGCACUUUCUACACGAUGCGAUUGGCUUAAAAGAUUCGCGCCACCUUUUCAUCCAAUCAGAAGUAAAACCAAAGCCAAUUGUGAAGCGCUUUGCGUCAGCCACGUGUAAUUACUUCGAGUUUUGAUUGGUUCAAUGUAUUGUCUGUGUCCUAUGUGAUUGGCCAGAGUAAUUACUUUGGUUUUGGUUUUACGACACUCAAACGAAAACCACUCUAUUUUGAUGAAAUAUACAUCAUACAUCUCCUUUUCGGUAAGACAGCAUAUAGGAUUCAAAAUAUGCCCCUUUUCCUGAUCCCCGUGUAUUUCAGAGUAACCUGAAGUGGGAUGGAGGAAUGUUAAAAUCGCAGGAAAAUUAGUGGAUUAUGCCAACACUAUACUACCAACGCCGAAUUUAUUGUUGACCCGAAGGUUUUAUGGUUGAUUAAUUUACAGCUAUUUGUACCUAAGUUGAUCAAGUGACUGCCAGGGGAGUGUACAGAUUGGUUGUUUGACAAUAUUAUGACAUGAUCAUAUUGCUUUCAUAGACGAUACAGCAUGUCCCGGUAGAAAAACAACAUUUUGAUUAACGAGCAUGCGCUGAACCGUGAACUUGUCCCUUUAAAAAUGGUAUAUGAAGUGGUAAGCGGUUAGACCUUAGGGUGGAGCCUCCGCGAAAAUAAAACUUGGUCGAGUUAGCUCCCAAGGUUCUUAAUGAAUGUUCCACUAGGCCUAAGCUUUUCGUGGUAACAAGCACGUCGUUUGAAUUGCUCUUUCGAAGUUGAAGGGUCAGGAGUCAAAUGAAAAUAAUCGCAUUUUUUCACAUCCACUCCCGAAGACAGACAUUUUGAAGGGCGUAUUUAAAAUACUCGACCCUUGUUUUGUCAUAUCUCGUGUAAUUUAAACUCGAACCCCGAGGCGCAUAUCACUCAAACGGGGGCAAGUAGGAGCCAGGUUUUGUUUUUUUUUAUUGACAUGGGGAUGUGUUUAUGACUUCAGUCUCAAGUUUUAGUCCAUUAUUGAUCACAUCGUCCCCACUCCACCCUUGAACAAAGAGGCACUCCGACCAGGGUGGUCAUCGUAAGGGUGUUGUCACGUCCUCUGUUGUGGUCGCACAACCUCUGGGGGUUAAAGGUAAAAAAUAAUCGAUCAAUAGAUAAAUAAAGUAAGAUAUGAAAGAUGAAUACAUUACAACUGUCAAAACCUUAUAUGCCUUACAACAAUAGAGUCAAUCAUGAACGCCAUAACGGCUCACGUGCGUUCAUACCAAUAAGAAAGUACCGUAUUUAUUCGAAUAAGCACCCAACCUCGAAUUAGCGCCCACCUCGAAUAAGCGCGCAUCCUAAAGGCAGAAAACUUUAGUAAGCGCUCGGCCUCGAAUAAGCGCCCACCAACACCCUACCCCCUUCACUCCGACUCAAAAUUAAAUAAGCACCCACCCCCCUUCCCCUCCCACUUAGGUGCAGGAAACAUGCGUGCCCCACCACGUCGCGAAAUCGUGCGAUGGACUCUUGAGGCCUGGGAUAGUUUGGAUAGAGAUCUUAUUAUACGUUCUUUCAGAAGCUAAGACUGUGGCUCCUGACAGUCAUUAAGAUAACCAAAUUCAUUUCCUAAAGGAGGGUCAGCAUUGUCAAACGGGUCUAGAUCGCCUAACAUCCAUCCAGCAAGUUUUAUCUGCUUCUCUGGCGACUAACCCAUUUGUCCACGUUACGAUGUCAGACAUCGAGGAGGCAACACCAAGGAAUUUUAAAUCACUUACUGACUUGAGUGACAACGAGAUUGAAAUUGAAUCUGAAUAA